GAUUGCAGUGGUCUAGCGUCACAUGCCUUGUUUUGGGAAAGAUGGCUGAGGAAGGCAAAGAGUCGGACGCGACAGCUGGCGAGUGCGACAGGAGCGAGGACGAUGCACAGGCGCUGGAAGGUGCAUCAGAAAGCAAAACCUCCAGCGACGAAGAAGGAGUCAAGGACAAGCAGACACCGAACAGUACCUGGUCAGCGCCCAUUCUGUCGCUGGCCCGGAAAGCUUCCGAGACCCUGAGCAGCGGGGUCAGCUACGGGACCGCUUUGAGAAACGCCACUUCGGUUUCCGUGGGCUUACCGACCAAGCAGACUACCGAGGAUGAUGACGGCACCGUCGGCAACCUUCCAGCCUCGGGGAAGGACCCGAUGGCGGUGGAGCGGUCCAAUCUGCUGAGCAUGAUGAAGCUGAGCGUCAAGGUUCUGAUCCAGUCGUCGCUGAGCCUGGGCCGCUCGCUGGACUCGGAAUACCCGCCUCUCCAGCAGUUCUUCGUGGUUCUGGAACAUUGCCUGAAGCACGGGCUCAAAGUUAGGAAAUCCUUCAUAGGGCAGAGUAAGUCCAUUUGGGGACCUCUGGAGCUUGUGGAGAAGCUGUGCCCUGAAUCAUCCAACAUCGCCACCAGCGCACGGGACCUCCCAGGGAUCAAGACCGGGCUGGGGAGGGGCCGGGCGUGGCUACACCUGGCCCUCAUGCAGAAGAAGGUGGCCGACUACCUGAAAACCCUCCUGGACAGACGGGACCUGCUCAGUGAGUUCUACGAGCCGGGGGCGCUCAUGAUGCAGGAGGAAGGGACCGUGAUCGUGGGGAUGCUGGUGGGGCUCAACGUCAUCGACGCCAACCUGUGCGUGAAGGGGGAGGACCUGGACUCCCAGGUGGGCGUCAUCGACUUCUCCCUCUACCUGAAGGACCCCCAGGGCACCGAGACCCAGAAGGAUGACGGGAAGAUGACCGCCAUUCUGGAUCAGAAGCACUACAUCGAGGAGCUGAACAGACACCUGAGCUGUACGGUGACAGACCUGCAAGCUAAGAUGGACUCUCUAGAAAAGACAAACUCUAAGCUGGUAGAGGAGCUGACUGCAGCGACAGACCGGAUUAACUCUCUGCGGGAGGAGCAGGAUCAGCUUAAACAGGAGAACAUGACCAUCCUACAGUGCAGCAAGAAGAAGGAGGAGGUGUCUCGGCAGGACAGCGAGGUGGAGUUGGAGACGUACAGGCAGUCCCGGCAGGGUCUGGACGAGAUGUAUAACGAGGUGUGGAAGCAGUACAAGGAGGAGAAACGCAUUCGACAGGAGCUGGAGAAGGAGCUGGAGCUGCAGGUGGGGUUAAAGCAGGAGAUGGAGGUGGCCAUGAAGCUGCUGGAGAAGGACACGCACGAGAAGCAGGACACCCUGGGCGCUCUCCGCCUGCAGCUCGACCAGGUCAAGACCCUCAACCUGCAGAUGUUCCACAAAGCACAGGAUACGAGCCGCGUUGUGCAGAAGAAGGAGGAGGAGGCCGCUCAGCUGGAGGAGAAGAUGAACCAGAUGUCUCAGACCAUGAAGGAGCUGGAGGACAGGAUGCAGAGCUCGGAGCAGACGCGCAGGCAGGCCCUGGCCCAGGAGCAGGAGGCCAGGCAGGAGCUGCAGGGGAGAGUGGACUCACUGCAGAGGCAGCUGAGCGAGCUGGACACCCUGAGGCUGGGGCUGGAGUCGGACCUGCGCAGCGAGAAGGAGCAGAGGCAGCGCAUGCAGCGGGAGCUGCAGCGGGAGCAGGACAACAGCGCAGAACUGCGCACGCAGCUGCAACAGCUGCAGGGUCUGCAGAAGGAGCUGCAGGAGCUGCAGCAGGAGAAGAAGCAGCUGCAGACGACGUGUGAGGAGCAGGAGCAGGCUCUGCAGGAGAUGGGUCUGCACCUCAGCCAGUCCAAGCUGAAGAUGGAGGACUUCAAGGAAGUCAACAAGGCGCUGAAGGGCCACGCCUGGCUGAAGGAUGACGAGGCCACUCAGUGUAAGCAGUGCCAGAAGGAGUUCUCCAUUGCUCGGAGGAAGCAUCACUGCCGGAACUGCGGAGACAUCUACUGCAGCAGCUGCUCCAGUAACGAGCUGGCCCUGCCCUCGUACCCGCGACCCGUCCGCGUCUGCGACACCUGCCACUCUCUGCUGCUGCAGAGGAGCUCGUCCACCGCGUCCUGACCUCACACUCUCAUACACUAAUCUACACACACUUUUAUACACACACACAUAAACAGUUAUACACACAGACUUACAUACACACACACACAAACACUUAUACACACACGUACACUUAUAUGCACACACACACACACUUUUAUACAUGCACAGACAUGUGCAGACACAGCCAUAUGCAUUUGGACACACACACACGCACCUGAACACAAAACCGCAGACAGAAUGUCACACACACACACACACACACACACUCAGCCUCCCUCACACCUGCGUAAAUACACUCACUCUUCAGGACUGACGUCAGUCUCGGAGGUCAGAUAAAGGGAUGCUUUUUUUCAUACAGCUUGUUUAAAAUCACUCACAAACCAUGGGGUCCAGUUUCAGUAGCAUUGCAGUGGUCGGGGUGUAAGCCGGGGGUCGGGGUGCUUGGGGUACCUGCAUUUUGUUUUGGGGAUCAUGCUGAAUGAUUAGGUGGAACAUGGUUAUGUUAUCUGUCUCAUAGCAGAGACUUGGGUUCUGAUCUAUUUGGGCUGGCUGUCUAUGAACAGCUGGUCAGUUUGAAUGCACUAAACCGGUAUGAAAUAUUGAAAUAUCAAUUAUGCACAGCAGACGUCAGGAUGCUCAAAUGUAGUUUUCCUCUGAACAGCUCCUCACAGAGUUCCGAAUGUGCUAGCAAAAUCAGAUUUGAGAAGCUGAAGAAGUCCAAUUUCAUGUUUGUCACAAUGUAGUCUCUGUGCCUUCACAAAGUUAGUCUGUAUCAGAAAUUAACUUUUUUUUUUAAAUUCAGUUUUCAAAAAAAAAAAGAAAAAAGGACACUAAGCAUUUCAGUGAAACUUACUGGCCCUGACUUGCGUUGUCCACUUUAGUGAUCAUGUAGUUUUUUUAGAACACAAAACUGGCCCUUGUCCCUGCUCUUUAAAUGUUGUGUUGCUUUUCCCUGGCUGUAGAGCUGAUCCAGUUCUCUCCCACACUUCAGAACCCAGUUUGGAUAAAUAAACCUUCUGGACGGUCCUGGAGUUCAGAUGCUUUUCAUCAGACAACUUCAGAUAAAUUACCCAGAAGCACCUGAGUGUGGGACAGCUGAUUACUGUAGCAACCCAGAAAUUCAUUUAAUAAAAAAUCAUAACCAGUAUGGCAUCCUCAGAGGAAAUAUUUGUACAUUACCAGGUAAAUGUUAUAGAAUGUUGUCAGAAUAAAAAUGAAUAUAGAUCUAUGUAAAAUUAAUUUCAGAUUUAUCUGGUGAAUUGUGAAGCCAGGCUGAACUAAUUUAGCGAAUACUAAUCAAUGCCGUUUUUAUGAACCAAUGGGCACGCUUUACCACUUUUCUAUUCACGCAUUUUAUAUAUAGGAAGAACCUGUGCAGAAUUUAAUAAAGUCUUUCUGAUUGUUUCUCAAAA
Molecule: messenger RNA, 3562 nt
Organism: Anguilla rostrata (American eel)
Lineage: Eukaryota; Metazoa; Chordata; Actinopteri; Anguilliformes; Anguillidae
Gene: rufy1
Product: RUN and FYVE domain containing 1
Exons: 18
Coding region: 42-2168 (708 amino acids)
Biological process (GO): protein transport; regulation of endocytosis
Cellular component (GO): cytoplasm
Molecular function (GO): metal ion binding
Source: RefSeq, a predicted model, not a curated record